Molecule: messenger RNA, 402 nt
Organism: Pieris macdunnoughi
Lineage: Eukaryota; Metazoa; Arthropoda; Insecta; Lepidoptera; Pieridae
Source: the annotation of a GenBank genome assembly
AUGGAUUUACGAAAAACAUUAACAGUUUUGUUUGAAGGUCACGGGAUGCGUCUCAAAGGAAUAUAUUUUGUAACAACAUCUAAAGUAAUCGACACAUUGAUCGGUAUAUUGAAACAAGUACUGAAGCCAAAGAUAAUAAAACGAAUAAAGGUAUUUAAAACGUGGGAAGAAAUCUAUGAUUUAAUUGGAAGGGAAAUAAUUCCAGCUGAUUUUGGUGGCUAUGAAAAAACGGAAAAAGAGAUACAUGACGAUUGGAUCGAGGCUUUAGGCGACGAGGGUUUCAAGAAAUACUUUCAGGAUAUAAGCUCUGCGAGCACUGUUGAGAGCAGCAGGCCAAAUCUCAUGUUUAGUGAGGAGUACGCUGGUUUGCCCGGCACAUUCCGGCUGCUGAGUGUUGAUUAA